GUAUUUAUGAGCCUCCAUUUAUUGUACUACUGCAGUGAACCAACCUUGGAUGUGAAAAUUGCCUUUUGUCAGGGAUUCGAUAAACAAGUGGAUGUGUCAUAUAUUGCCAAACAUUACAACAUGAGCAAAAGCAAAGUUGACAACCAGUUCUACAGCGUGGAAGUGGGAGACUCAACCUUCACAGUUCUCAAGCGCUACCAGAAUCUAAAGCCUAUUGGCUCUGGGGCUCAGGGAAUAGUUUGUGCUGCGUAUGAUGCUGUUCUUGACAGAAAUGUGGCCAUUAAGAAGCUCAGCAGACCCUUUCAGAACCAAACGCAUGCCAAGAGAGCUUACCGGGAGCUGGUCCUCAUGAAGUGUGUGAACCAUAAAAACAUUAUUAGUUUAUUAAAUGUCUUCACACCCCAGAAAACGCUGGAGGAGUUCCAAGAUGUUUACUUAGUAAUGGAACUGAUGGAUGCCAACUUGUGUCAGGUGAUUCAGAUGGAGUUAGACCACGAGCGAAUGUCUUACCUGCUAUACCAAAUGUUGUGUGGCAUCAAGCACCUUCACUCUGCUGGAAUUAUUCACAGGGACUUGAAACCAAGUAACAUUGUAGUCAAGUCUGAUUGUACAUUGAAAAUCCUAGACUUUGGAUUGGCCAGGACAGCAGGCACAAGCUUCAUGAUGACUCCUUAUGUGGUGACACGUUAUUACAGGGCCCCCGAGGUUAUUCUGGGAAUGGGCUACAAGGAGAACGUUGACAUGUGGUCAGUAGGGUGCAUCAUGGGAGAAAUGAUAAAAGGUGCAGUGCUGUUUCCUGGCACUGAUCAUAUUGACCAGUGGAACAAGGUAAUUGAGCAACUAGGAACACCAUGUCCAGAAUUCAUGAAGAAAUUGCAACCCACAGUAAGAAACUAUGUGGAGAAUCGGCCCAAGUAUGCAGGACUCACCUUCCCCAAGCUCUUUCCAGAUUCCCUCUUCCCAGCGGACUCGGAGCACAAUAAACUCAAAGCCAGCCAAGCCAGGGACUUGUUGUCAAAGAUGCUAGUGAUUGACCCAGCAAAAAGGAUAUCAGUGGACGACGCCUUACAGCAUCCAUACAUCAAUGUGUGGUAUGAUCCUGCCGAAGUGGAGGCGCCCCCACCCCAGAUAUACGACAAACAGCUGGAUGAAAGAGAACACACCAUUGAAGAAUGGAAAGAACUUAUUUACAAGGAAGUCAUGAAUUCAGAAGAAAAGACUAAGAAUGGCGUUGUGAAAGGACAGCCUUCUCCUUCAGGUGCAGCAGUGAACAGCAGUGAGAGUCUCCCUCCAUCCUCGUCUGUCAACGAUAUCUCCUCCAUGUCCACCGACCAGACCCUGGCAUCUGACACUGACAGCAGCCUGGAAGCCUCGGCAGGACCCCUGGGUUGUUGCAGGUGA
Molecule: messenger RNA, 1401 nt
Organism: Eubalaena glacialis (North Atlantic right whale)
Lineage: Eukaryota; Metazoa; Chordata; Mammalia; Artiodactyla; Balaenidae
Gene: MAPK10
Product: mitogen-activated protein kinase 10
Exons: 12
Coding region: 7-1401 (464 amino acids)
Biological process (GO): protein phosphorylation; JNK cascade
Cellular component (GO): cytoplasm; nucleus
Molecular function (GO): JUN kinase activity; ATP binding
Source: RefSeq, a predicted model, not a curated record